AUGAGCCGUCAAUUAAACUGCCGUCCCGCAGGGGAGCGACUGGGUUUCAGCGGCUGCUCGGCCGUCAUCUCCAGCCGUGUCAGCAGCAGCACGGCCUCCUUUCGGGCCGGGGUCAAGGGCUCCUGUGCGGGCUUCGGUAGCCGCAGCCUCUUCAGCCUGGGGGGCAGCCGGCGCAUCUCCAUCAGCGCCGCGGGGGGUGUGAGCCGGAGCGGCAGCCUCGCCCUGGGGGCCGGGGCCGGGACCGGGCUCGUGGGCGGCCGCGGGGCCGGCUUCGUGGGCACCGUGUUUGGCAGCGCCGGGCUGGGGCCCCUCUGCCCCUCCGUGUGUCCCCCCGGGGGGAUCCCCCAAGUGACCGUCAACAAGAGCCUGUUGGCACCGCUCCACGUGCAGGUGGAUCCCGAGAUCCAACGGGUGAGGACCCAGGAGCGCGAGCAGAUCAAGGUCCUCAACAACAAGUUCGCCUCCUUCAUCGACAAGGUGCGGUUCCUGGAGCAGCAGAACCAGGUGCUGGAGACCAAGUGGGACCUGCUGCAGCAGCUCGAUCUGAGCAACUGCAAGAACAACCUGGAGCCCAUCUUCGAGGGCUACAUCAGCAACCUGCGACGGCAGGUGGAGUGUCUGAACGGGGACCGCGUGCGGCUGGAUUCGGAGCUCCGCAGUAUGCGGGAUCUGGUGGAGGACUUCAAGAAGAGGUACGAGAACGAGAUAAACCGGCGCACGGCUGCAGAGAAUGAAUUUGUGGUGCUCAAAAAGGACGUGGACGCCGCCUACACCAACAAGGUGGAGCUGCAGGCCAAGGUGGACUCGUUGGAUGGCGAGAUCAAGUUCCUCAAGUGCUUGUAUGAAGGGGAGAUCGCCCAAAUCCAGUCCCACAUCAGCGACACGUCGGUCAUCCUGUCCAUGGACAACAACCGUGACCUGGACCUGGACAGCAUCAUCGACGAAGUGCGUCUGCAGUACGAGGACAUCGCGCACAAGAGCAAGGCCGAGGCCGAGGCCCUGUACCAGAACAAGAUCCAGGAGCUGCAGGUGGCAGCUGGCCGACACGGAGACGACCUGAAGCACACCAAGGGCGAGAUCCUGGAGCUGAACCGGCUGAUCCAGAGGAUCCGUUCCGAAAUCGGGAAUGUGAAGAAGCAGUGUGCCAACCUGGAGAUGGCCAUUGCUGAUGCAGAACAGCGUGGGGACUGCGCUCUGAAGGACGCCCGGGCCAAGUUGGAUGAGUUGGAGGGUGCCUUGAACAGCGCCAAGGAGGAGCUGGCCCGGCUGCUGCGUGACUACCAGGAGCUGAUGAGCGUCAAGCUGGCACUGGAUAUUGAGAUCGCUACCUACCGAAAACUGCUAGAGGGCGAGGAGUGCAGGAUGUCCGGGGAGUACCCCAAUUCCGUGAGCAUCUCGGUGAUCAGCAGCACCAGCGGCGGUGGAGGGGCCGGCGCCUUCAGCGUGGGGUUCGGCUCCACCAGUGGCUACAGCUACAAAGCGGGAGCCACCGAUGUCAAGACCAAGGCGGGAUGCAGCAGCGAGGCCAAGGAGUCCAAGGCUCCGGGUGCCGUUUCCCUGCCGAAAAAGAACCCCAGAUAA
This is a messenger RNA of Ornithorhynchus anatinus (platypus), 1581 nucleotides long. Its product is annotated as keratin, type II cytoskeletal 72-like. Gene Ontology annotation, cellular component: keratin filament. Gene Ontology annotation, biological process: intermediate filament organization; keratinization. NCBI's taxonomy places the organism in Eukaryota, Metazoa, Chordata, Mammalia, Monotremata, Ornithorhynchidae. The record is from RefSeq and is a predicted model, not a curated record. The transcript has 9 exons. The coding region runs from base 1 to 1581 and encodes 526 amino acids. Gene Ontology annotation, molecular function: structural constituent of skin epidermis.